Sinocyclocheilus rhinocerous is the source of this 1031-nucleotide messenger RNA. RefSeq names its product condensin-2 complex subunit G2-like. Gene Ontology annotation, biological process: mitotic sister chromatid segregation. The annotation marks the transcript as partial. Lineage: Eukaryota; Metazoa; Chordata; Actinopteri; Cypriniformes; Cyprinidae. The transcript is spliced from 8 exons. The record is from RefSeq and is a predicted model, not a curated record. Gene Ontology annotation, cellular component: nucleus; condensin complex.
UACCCAGAGGAGCGGGAGUUCCUCAAAUCCCUGGAGCAUUCUGUGUCCUGGGUAGAGAAAAGAGUCCUUCCUUUCCUGGCCAGCUCCAGCAGUGAGCAACAAUUGUCUUUAAGCAGGAAGACAGUAGAAAGUUGUUUAACAGUGUGCAAGGAUGUGCUGCGGGUUUCUGUAGGAGACCGUGAUUUCAGAGACCACGUACUGCAGCAUGUUGCUUCUGUCCUGCAGACAGAGAAAGGAUACGUGUGCAUCCCUCCUGUGCUCGCUCUGCUUACUGAGGUGGCACAGGGCUGCCUUUCCCAUAAGCCUGAGGAAGAUCAGGAAGAUCAAACAUCCCUCACUAUCCGCAUUUUGACCAACAUCUUCCAGAAAGUUGUGGAGAUCAUAGCACAUCGUCUGCGUAAAGACAUGGAUGAGGGGCAGGAGUUGUGUUGCUCUUCUGAAGAAGCUCUCUAUGACUUCUUGCUGGUGAGUAAGUUUACAACUGAGAGGUCAGAGUUCAUCACAGGAGUCUUCUCAUCACUCUGUGCAGCAGUUAUUAUUGAUAUCAGCCGCACCUUGCAGAAGAUCUCUCAUGUGGAAGAGGUGUUGACUCCAGAGACGGUUAAUGACCUUCCACCUCUCUCGAACACCAUACUCAAAGUAAUGCUCAGAUCACCUGCUGUUACCAGGUUUUUUCUAUCUGAAAUGAGCUCCUCCAUAGAGUCAGAGGCCAUCGAUAGUAUCACACAGUGGGCUGCAGUUACACACAUUCUGACCAUCAUCAAACAAUCUGAUGCAUUUAUUGUGGAGUUGAAGGAAAUUGCUUUGUCUGUACGCAGACAAAUACAGAACUAUUAUAACAUCACUGCUGAAAACUCUGACAAUAUACAGAGGACCAUCUAUGAAUCCACUGUCAGGAUGCUGAUUGAUAUCCUAAAUCAAUGCCAACAACCAAACAGUUAAAUGGGCAAGCUAAUAGUUUCGAGCUUCUGCAUACUCCCACAAAAUCCUUUAUUUCUUAUUUUGUACUCUUAGCUGUAUACUGUCUUGGA